Molecule: messenger RNA, 754 nt
Organism: Cataglyphis hispanica
Lineage: Eukaryota; Metazoa; Arthropoda; Insecta; Hymenoptera; Formicidae
Product: tetra-peptide repeat homeobox protein 1-like
Source: RefSeq, a predicted model, not a curated record
GUUGGACACCAAUCGAUGGCAGCCACAUCCACCUCAGCCAUCAAGGAAAAUUCAUCUAGAGUUCGUUUCAUCGUCCACCUCUUCAUCAUGUAUUCCUCGAUCGUGAUUCUCCUCGUAGCGGUUCUGUCGGUCGCGACCGCGGCUCCGUCAGGCUAUCUGGGCCUUGGCGCCGCUCUAGCCGGUCCGAUUUUAGGCCCCGCGGCUCUCGCUGGACCUCAAAACGGACCAUCUGUACUAUCAGGCCCGGUGGUCGGACCCGCGCGCAUCUCCGGGGCUGUCGAUGGCGGCGCCGUCGUGACCGGAUCAGUUGCUGGACCGUCGGUCGUUUCCGGUAGCGUCACCGGACAGACGGCAGUGAUUGCCCCCGCUCUUGGCCUUGCGGCACCAGCCUGGGGGGGCUGGGGGGGGUUGCCUGCAGCUUAUGGAGCGGUGCUUGCUGGUCCUGCUGUAGGUCCAGCAGCCCUCGCCGGACCAGUCGCAGCCCCCGCUUUGAUUGCUGGCCCAUCUGGUAGCAUCGCCGCUGGACAUGCCGGAUUAGGCGGUAUCAUUCGUGGACACUUGUAAUUCGAAUUAUUCGGCAAUAUGAAUAAAGGACCUUCGCGCGACGAUCUCUUCGACACUCGCUUAUUACAUCACGAUCUUCGUCAUUUGGUGUAUCUUUCGUUUCUUAUAUGUCACGUGUACAUAAUAUAAUUUCGUAUAUACAUUGUUAUAUAUAGUAAUAAUAAUAAUAAAUGCACUUCUGGAACGAAAA